Molecule: messenger RNA, 1380 nt
Organism: Nomia melanderi (Alkali bee)
Lineage: Eukaryota; Metazoa; Arthropoda; Insecta; Hymenoptera; Halictidae
Source: RefSeq, a predicted model, not a curated record
ACGUGUUAACCCUUUGCACUCGGAAGUUUUUCAUUAGAAAUAUUUGAACAUUUUCCGAUGAGAAAGGCGACAUUUUGUGAAACUAAUUUGGAAAGAAGUACAUCGAGGAACAAAGCUAUUUUAUUUUAGUAUUUCUCAAAUCGAUUAGUUGUACAAGGUACGAUAUUAACACAUUGCGUACCGGUAACGAGAAAUCUCGUUUUAAUAUAAAGACACUUAGCGGCUUCGCUAAUUACCAUAGCAUUGGAAAAAAUAUAAAAUUUCAUUCGAAUUCAUUAUCUAUUUAAAAUGUAUUUCAUAACAAUAUGAUAUCUGAGUUUUUCUACUAAAUUUUCUUUCUAAUGAAUUUCUCUACGCACGAUUUGGUUUUUUGAAAAUUAUCCGAUACACAAUGUGUUAAAUAUCAAAUUUUAUAGUUUCACCGUGUAAAAUCAGGCGGUGAGCGAGAGUCACCAGUGCAAAGGGUUAGUAAAAGAAUUGUUAAAGUUCACCUAUAUUUAGUCCAGGUGUCCUCCCUUAAAGCCACACCUGUAACGCUGAAGUAAAACACGUUCUGCAAUGAUUUGAAUUGUUAUUUAAAGGGAAAUCGGUGUGUAACCGUUACGAGAGUUUCCUUUGCUUUUUGUGUUCCGUCGAUUCGACUGAUUUGGCUAAUGAGCGGCUCGUGCACGGUUCGAAAGGGGUGGCUGGUGCUCGUUGCCAGGGCUACGGUUCGCAAUAACAAAGAGCGAAGUCGUUUUGUUUUAGUUGAGUUUGUCGUAUCUCGCGAACGCCGUUGCACAGAGAGAUCGUCGCGAUCAUGAAGGAGAGCAUGAAGUUCAUUGUGUCGGAGGUGAACAAGUUGCUGGGUCGUAAUUACAAUAUCAUUUACUUCAAUUCUCUGAGCCCCGAGGAGCUGUUGCACGUGCUGAGAGACGUGUUGGUCAACAUACAAGGCCAAAACGCGAACGCCGAUGCCAGGAACGAGACACCCGAGGAGAUCGCCAUUCAUAUUUUGAAUGUUCUGCGUGUGGUCAAUUAUCAGCCUCAGAUGGAUCCUAUAAGCUUUAGGCAAGGCUUGAUUCGGGGCGACCUUGAAACUAUUCAACCCAUUUUGACCUGGCUGCUGACGCAUGCGGACAUCGUCCGGAAAAGAACGUAUUUGUCACGUUUUCUGGUGAAGGUGGAAGUCCCCGGCGAGUAUUUGAACGAUCCGGAGGUCUCCUCGUUGCACGAGCAGUACACGGCGUUGAUCGAUCGAUUCAAAGCUGUCCAUAAAGAACGGGAGAUAGGGAGAAGGGUAAAAUGAUAAGAAACGAAUGUUUGAAAUUUAACACGUUAAGCGCCACGAAAAUCUUAAGCGUUUUCCCAUAGAGUUUGUCUUUUGUAGCAAAGAAAAGU